Coregonus sp. 'balchen' is the source of this 3791-nucleotide messenger RNA. NCBI's taxonomy places the organism in Eukaryota, Metazoa, Chordata, Actinopteri, Salmoniformes, Salmonidae. The record is from the annotation of a GenBank genome assembly.
UUCACCAACAUUGGCCAAGCCUACAACCCAACUACAGGAAUCUUCACACCACCAGUGAGAGGGGUCUAUAACUUCAUAUUCAGAGCCUGUAACAACCAGAGAGAUAAGAGCGUAAUUGUUGCCAUGAUUGUGAAUGGCAAGUUCAUUCUGCACAAUUGUGAGCAUGAACCUGAUUCCCAUGUUAGGUGUAUAUCUAAUGCAGUCAGUCAGCAGCUUGAGAAGGGAGAUGUGGUGUACAUGGAGUUCCCCUCAGGGAACAUGCUCUUUGACAGCGAUAAUAAUCACAAUAUCUUUAGUGGCUUCCUGCUCUUCCCUAUGUGAGAACACCAACUGCUGUAAUGGUCUCAGGUGAAGAGUCUGUAUUGUAAGACCCUCUUGGAGCCCCAAAUGCUCCUCUUACUACAAUGAAUAAAGCAUUAAAAAGCAAUAAUACUGUGUAUGUGUUGUUCGUUUACAAAGACAUUGUUUACAAAUAUUAAAGUAAAACAACAUAUUUUGGGUUAUGACAUGGGGUAAGCCAGUUUUAUUUGGCUCAUAAGGCAUUUCUACGUUCUAUUCUUCCAGAAUCAAUGGGUCUAUAAUAUCAUUCAUUCAUUGAGAUGACCAUUGAAGAGUUGUAAAUAUUGCAGAUUGUACCUUGAAGACUGAAAAAGAGUGCCAUCUGUUGGUUGGUAGUCUCUGAAAGAGGUGCCGGUUUAGAAUGGAACAACUGGCCAGGGGCCUGGGUUAGAAUGCUGAAUGACCAGUAGGAGACAGAUGUACAGAACACACUUUUACGCCUAUCGGGCACACACAACAUUGGCAAUGAGAAGGGACAAGUGGAAGUGAUAGUCGUCCCUGCUUAUUACCAAUGUCAACUAUUACUGGUUUCUGUAAUAGACACAAAUUGAGCAGGUAUUCCACAGUGGUAAAAGCCUAAUAGCGAUGUGCUUUGUUUUCAUUAAUAUAGCAAUAGUUUACAUACACCGUGCGAGUCAGUUUGGCUACUUUCUCUCUGUCACACUCAUCAGCCACUCCGCCCCUCCUCCACCCUUCUGUGCUGAAACAACAAGCAGAUUGCAAAACCUCUCCUGAGUCUCGUGAGCAAGUCCACAUUUAAGUUUAAAACAACAACAAAAAAUUACAUGCAUUUCGACUAUCCACAUUUUUGGGGGGGGGGAUAUUCGAAUAGAGAAAUCAUUUCAAAUGCCCAAUCCUACUCUUCCCUGUGUGAGAACAGGUGUAAUGAUCUCAGUCACAGUCUGUAUUGAAAGACCCUCUUGGAGCCCCAAAUGCUCCUCUUACUACUAUUAAUUAAACAUUACAAAUCAAUUAUACUAUAUGGCAACAGCUCUGGUGGACAUUCCUGCUGUCAGCAUGCCAAUUGCAUGCUCCCUCAAAACUUGAGGCAUCUGUGGCAUUGUUUUGUGUGACAAAACUGCACAUUUCAGAGUGGCCUUUUAUUGUCCCGAGCACAAGGUGCACCUGUGUAAUGAUCAUGCUGUUUAAUGAGCUUCUUAAUAUGCAACAUCUGUCAGGUGAAUGGAUUAUCUUGGCAAAGGAGAAAUGCUCACUAACAGGGAUGUAAAUAAAUUUGUGGACAAAAUUAGAGAAAUAAGCUUUGUGUGUCUACGGAACAUUUCUGGGAUCUUUUAUUUCAGCUCAUGAAACAUGGGACCAACACUUUACAUGUUGCUUUUAUAUAUUUGUUCAGUGUAUAUUUCCACACUAUGAUGAUGGAAUAAUACUGUGACGUGAAAAUUAACAUAAUGCACUUUUAAGUGUAAGCGCUUUUUUAAAAGACCAGAUGAAAUGUCAGCCAGUAUUGGUGGGAUGGCGUUUUGGCCUGCCUGGUGACAUCACCAGGAGGUAAGUUAGUUAACAGACCAAUAAGUAAGAGAGUUCCAAACCUCUCUGUCAAUAAUAGCUCGUUUUCAGUUUUCCCCUUCCCACUCAGAGACAGUCCUAGCAAAAUUCUUGCUUGAGAAAUGCCAAUUUUUUAAGAAGCUGUUUUUGUUUCUUAUUUACAAUUUUAUUGUAAAUAAUCACAGUAAGGUAUUUAAUUGUUACCCAGAAAUUAUUUGAUAACGAGAUUUUGAAAAAAGGCUGCAUUAGACCUUUAACUGCUUUGCAUUAACUGCUAUAAACGUUUUACCACACAAAAAUAAAUUGACAAACUGUAAAGAAAUUAGGAGAUCAUUUACUAAACAACAGUUGGACACUUCUCAUGGGUCUUAUACAACAUAGAUCAAAAUGACGCACUACGUGCCAAAACAGAUCUUAUCAAAAUGUUAUCAAAAGUCCUUGGCUUUAGGUAAAAAUUGUCCAUUGAGGACACGUGUAUCAUGUAGCGCUACCCGAUGUGUGUGUAUAUAAAGAGGGGGACUGAGCCUCAAACCUGCAUCAUAUCUGAAGAGGCAUCGUUUCGGAAUGAAGGGUGUUGUAGCUCUGCUGGCGUUGCUGUUCUGUCUGUCUGGCGCAUGGGCUCAGGGAGGGAGUGGAGGGCUCAGAGAGAAUGACAUCACUCAACAGGGUCACAGCACAGGCAGAGAGGGCAUAGUGAGAGAAGUUCAGAUAGAGCGCAGAGGGACUGAAGCUAUGGGCAUGAUGGACGACCGCACACCCACGGAAGUUGACCUCUUGACUGAUGUGAAGGAGCUUAGAGACAUGGUGUACAAGCUGGGAACCAUCGUGGUGGAACAGAGAGAGAAGCUGAGGAACACAGAGGCCAGAGUGGCAGCCAGUGAGGAUCAGGUGAUGGACCUUAGAGUGGAGCAGAGAAUCACUGCGAAAGAAGUAGAGAAACUGGAGAAAGACAAAACCGCUUUGGAGGCCAGACUGACUGCCAGUGAGAGCCAGGUAGAGGCGCUGAAGAAAGAGAAUGGAGCCCAAUCAGCUGAACUGUCAACCAUGGGGGCCAGACUGACAGCCAGCGAGAGCCAGGUAGAGGCGCUGAAGAAAGAGAAUGGAGCCCAAUCAGCUGAACUGUCAACCAUGGGGGCCAGACUGACAGCCAGCGAGAGCCAGGUAGAGGCGCUGAAGAAAGAGAAUGCAGCCCAAUCAGCUGAACUGUCAACCAUGGGGGCCAGACUGACAGCCAGCGAGAGCCAGGUAGAGGCGCUGAAGAAAGAGAAUGCAGCCCAAUCAGCUGAACUGUCAACCAUGGGGCCCAGACUGACAGCCAGCGAGAGCCAGGUAGAAGAACUGAAGAAAGAGAAUGCAGGUAAUUCAUUUAUCCUUACUCGACGAAUGAAUUAGUAUGAACAAGAUUUUCUUACUCAUCUGGUUUAUGAGCAUUAACAGCUUACAUUUCCAUCAUUUCAGACCAAGCAGCCAAUCUGUCUGCCAUUAGCGCAAGAGUGACAUUCAGCGAGACAGAGGUGGAGGAACUGAAGAGAGAGAACGCAGACAGACCAAAGGUGGCCUUUUCAGCUGUUUUAUCAUCAGGAGUUGUAGGACCAUUUAAUACUGAAACCACAGUGGUCUACACUAGAGUCAUCACAAACAUUGGCCAAACCUACAACCCAACUACAGGAAUCUUCACAGCACCAGUGAGAGGGGUCUACAACUUCAGAUUCAGAGCUUGUAGUAACCAGGAUGUGGGUCGUACUGAUAUUGUAUUGUAUAAGAAUGGACAGAGAAUGAUGCACAAUUUUGAAUACCGAGCUGAUUUAAAUCUUAGAUGUAUCUCUAAUGGCGUCAGUCUGCAGCUGGAGAAGGGAGAUGAGGUGUACAUGAGGCUCCCCUCAGAGUACGAGCUCUUUGACAGCGAUUAUUAUCACAAUAUCUUUAGUGGCUUCCUGCUCUUCCCU